UGCAGAGGAUAACCGAGGGCAGAACGAGGAAAGGCGUCUGCUCCGCAGAGCCAAAUCCGCUGCCAAUCUUUUCUCAAACCUUCAAUUCCACUCUAUAUUUAACACUAUACAACUUCAAAUUCCCUUCCGUAAUCGCCAAUACACUUCCCUUUUGCUUCACCUUUUCAAUUACCAAUGCUAAUUCCCAGAUUUCGAACUUCCCUAAUUCUUAAAAAUUCGUUCAUUAGGUCAACUUUGGCCGCUACUCAUGUCGCCUCUUUCCACUCCACGCCUGCCUCUUGCGAUAAGUGGAAGAGUAAAUGGAAAUUCGAUGAUGGUGUGAGUGGAAAGGAGCCGUCAAAGAAUUAUGUAAGAUAUGUGACUCGCCAAAGGCGUGCUGAUGCAAAAAAGGCUCUAAAGGACCUCCUCUACAACAGUGGAUCUACCUUUCAGAACAAGGAAUCAAAAUGGAGUCUUGGUGAUCGCUGGUCUUCUGAUGAGUCAUUCGAUCAACCGGGCAGCUGUGAUAAGAAAGGGCGAGCAAAGUCAUCUACGCGAAAUUUUGGGAAAUCCCAGCACAAGAGAUCAAAACGUAAGUUUAGAAGAGAGAGUUUCGUUAAUGACUUCGACAAUGAUUCGGAGACAAUCUUUCACGCCACAUUUGGCAAUAGAUCAUAUACAUGGUCCUUUGGCACACGUAAGGAUUCCUUUCAAAAUUCAGCAUCUGGUUUUGAGUGGACAGAGUCUCCUCCUAACUGGAAGAACCAAAGAGGUACUGAAUGGGAGAAUUCAAGUGAUUGUGAGUCUGAUGAGGAGACCGCUGAUGUAGGAUCAUGUUCAGAUAGAACUAUUCUGGGGUUACCAAAGACAGGUCCUUUAAAGAUUGAAGAAGUUAAAGCAGCGUUCCGCUCGUCUGCUUUAAAAUGGCAUCCUGAUAAGCAUCAGAGAUCUUCCAAGGCAAUGGCUGAAGAGAAAUUCAAACUCUGUGUUAAUGCAUACAAAUCCUUGUGCUGCGCACUCUCUCCAGGUUAAGCUGCUGCAGGUGUGUUCUAACUUGUAACAAUUCGAAAUGAUUUAAGGUUUUUGAAAUAUAAUUUAUGUAGAGAGGGUUAUAUAUAGUCUCUAUAAUUUGAUUCAAAAUCCGCUCCCUCUUAGUUUGAUGGAAAGAGGAGUGGAAGGAAUAAUGGAUGUAUUUUUGUAGUAAGAAGGUAAUUCCGUCCUUCUACCUUUAUCACCUAUAGAGCACUGAUCCAUUGCA
Messenger RNA from Cucurbita pepo subsp. pepo (vegetable marrow), 1237 nucleotides. Its product is annotated as Chaperone DnaJ-domain superfamily protein. Lineage: Eukaryota; Viridiplantae; Streptophyta; Magnoliopsida; Cucurbitales; Cucurbitaceae. The record is from RefSeq and is a predicted model, not a curated record.